CCCUGCAUAUUUUGUAUAGUUUAUGACUGUAGAGAAUCAGGUAUUUGGUUCGUUUUUCUUUCCCCUUGGACACACAAAUAGUUUCGACCAGGAUGGCCGGCUUGUUGCUUCUCAUGGAGCUCAUAGUCAUUGCAGCUUGCUCUCAAAGUCUAUCUGCGUCAGACAGUUGCCGUGAGGAGGUGUCUCGUCUGCAGGAACAAGAGAAGCUUCUGAAGGACCAACUUCAGAAACAGGAAACCCUCCUACACAGACUGCAGCUGCCGAACCAGCCUGGCAAAGAGGACAAAGCCAGACCGGACCCAAGCCUGGACACCGAGUACACAGACUGCUCCCAGCUCUUUAAUUCUGGCUGCAAAUCCAGUGGUUUCUACUCCAUCAAACCUAAUGGCAGCCCUUUCCCUGUCAGAGUAUACUGUGAUAUGAAUGAUGGAGGAGGUUGGACUGUCAUUCAGCGACGGAUCAAUGGAAGAGAGAGUUUUAACAGAUCGUGGGCAGAGUAUAAGGUUGGUUUUGGAGACAAGGAUGCAGAGUUUUGGCUCGGAAAUGACAACCUGCAUUACAUAACUGCACAAGGAAAUUAUUCUCUGAGGAUUAACCUGGGAGACUUUGAUGGUAACCAGCGCUAUGCUGAGUACAAGAACUUCCAUGUGGCCAAUGAAAAGGAUCACUACCGACUUGCCUUUGGGUCCUUUGUAGGUACAGCUGGAGAUGCUUUGUCUGGAAGUUAUCAGGUAGGUGUGUCAGAGUGGGCCAGUCACCAGGGCAUCAAAUUCAGCACCUACGACCAGGACAAUGAUAACUACAAAGGAAACUGCGCACAAGAAGACCAAGGAGGCUGGUGGUUCAACAAGUGUCACUCUGCCCAUCUUAAUGGCAUUUACUACCCAAAAGGGCAUUACAGUGCAUUGACAGACAACGGUGUAAUUUGGUACACUUGGAGAGGAUGGUGGUACUCCCUGAAGACAAUUGCCAUGAAACUGCGACCCGGGGACUUCAAAAUGGAUCCCAUUGAAGACCCCAAUGCUGUACAACGCAUACCAACUUCCUAGAUCAGACAAGUGGAGAUGUAAAAUCUUCCAGGCUUGAUUAUUUUUGGAGCCAAGCAAACCUCUCAAAUCUUUUCAAACUUGUUCGCACUGACACCUUUAACACAUAUGCUUCCUAGUUUGUCUGGAUGGAGUAGUAGCUGUAACUAAAAGAGCAAAUGUAGCCAAGAUGAAAACAGAUUUAAUUACACAAUUACUGAAAUGGUUUAAAUGAAACUGUGUGCUAACAAUAUUAUACAAUCAACAAGACAAUAGUAGCUCAUAUACUUAUAAGAUUACAUGUGAAACCAUGUGCCUGUUUAGAGACAUGAAUGUUGUAAGGGGAAAUAACUUGCACACACAACUGUCUGUUCUGUGGGAUAAAAGGGAAAUUGACGUCAGUGUGUGUACCAGACACAAGCAGAAUGAUUGGGCUGAAGGCAAGUGAAAGCAGCCAUUAUCAUGUCAUUGAAAAAGGCUGUAACAAGAAAUUAAGAGUUCUUUUUAUACUGCAAUAUAUGAUACCGGUAGCAUCUGGGCUCAGUACUGGGAAUUGUCCCAAACACAUGACACAUGAAUUGUUCACACAAAGAGUUCAAUAAAAGAAUGCUAUUAUAUCAAUGAAAGCAAAGAACAGUGGUAAAUGUAGUUAUUUCUCAUGAUGUUACAAGUAAAACUGUCUUUUAUAAUUUCAGUAAACUUUGUGCUUGAUAUCACAACGUUUAUUGUGAACAUACAUCCAGCCAUAUCUCUACCAUUUGCAUUUCUUACCAUAUUUCACAUAAUAAAACCAAGAAACACAACA
Messenger RNA from Eleginops maclovinus (Patagonian blennie), 1830 nucleotides. RefSeq names its product fibrinogen-like 1 (gene fgl1). The transcript has 8 exons. Lineage: Eukaryota; Metazoa; Chordata; Actinopteri; Perciformes; Eleginopidae. Gene Ontology annotation, biological process: blood coagulation. Bases 93 to 1049 code for a protein of 318 amino acids. The record is from RefSeq and is a predicted model, not a curated record.